GUCGUAAGGGCGGCGCGCAGCUUCAAGUUCUCGAAAUCCCUGCCAUUCGCGCUUUUCCAAGUCCCAUCACCCUUCGACCCCAGCACCUAGCAGCUUGAGUGACGUGCACCAUGUCCCUGGAUCGUACUCGCUCUACUGAACGCACCCCACUCGUCUCUCGCACCCGCCAUGGUAGGCGCAGCCGGAGCGUCUCCAAAGAGCGUGCUCUUUCUCCCAUCGCACGUAUCCUCCCCGUCGCUAUCGCAUGGCGUCUCGCAAGCAUGCUUCCUAUCACGACCACGCUCGAUAUCGUCCAGAAAAUCGUCUGUGCUUAUUGGCUUGUCCGCAAUGAUCCGGACCAAAUCCCCAGCGGAGGCACUCUUCCAGAGGAACUGUGCAAGAAUCCAGAUAUCUCACGAGACCUUUCAGCUGUCAUUACGGUACUUGGCUUGCUCGACGGUAUAUGCGCCAUGCUUGGGUACAGUGCAGUAUCGUUUGCUUCACAGCGGAUUGGCCGUAAACCCGUUAUCCUGGCCCUACUUGGUAUAGGCGCUCUAGGAAAUGCAUGCAUCGUCCUCGUUCGCUUCCUUCCCGACAACCUUGCUGCUGUGGCCCUCAUCCUUUGGGUCUUGUUUCAGUCGUUAACAAACCCCCUGGUCAUCGGCUACGUUGCUAAUAUGUACGUCAUUGACCAAGUCGCUGCUGAGACCCGCAUGUCCGCACUCAGUACACUGCAAGGUGGUGUAACCGUAGGCGCUGCUAUAUCAAUGACUGCCGGCGGGCUCAUAACAACGCUUUCGCACCACAAUGAUUACGUCUUCAUCAUCGCCCUCGUAAUCCUCAUUUCUUCUGCGGGGUAUGUCACGUUAUUUGUCCCGGAGUCCUUCACCGUGGACCGCCGUGCUGAACUCGCACGCGAGCGUGAGCUUGCGCGACUUGCCUCGUCGUCCGCUGCGCUCUCUGCGCCCGCUGGAGAUCAUACGCUGAAGACGCACGCAAAGGCGAUUGGUCACAUUAUUGGAGCCCCGAUAGUUGCAGUUAUGCAGCCUCUGGGUCAACUGAAGCCAACUAGGGAUCCGCAGACAGGAAGGAAGAACUGGCGGCUUGUUUUGUGCGCCGCGUAUGCAUUCGUCGAGAUUGUCGGCGAGGGAUACGCGUCCACGGCGCUCAUUCUCUAUCUGACUAGCAGGUACCAUUAUACUCCAGCACAGAACGGCUACGCCCUAACGACUUUGCUGAUAUCUGCGGCAGUCGUCUUGACUGUGGUCAUCCCGCUGCUUCUCACAUACCUCCGCCCGUUCUACGCUCGGCGACACGCCUCUACACACACUUCCACCUCUUCUUCUGAUGCUGUAGCUACCACACGUAUCGUUAAUGCCCCGCGCUACGGAAGCACCACCACCGAGGAAUCGGCCGGUACCAGCGCUCCAGCGAAUGCAAACUCGACAGAAGGCGACGACGACACUGUUUCUGCAACGUCUGAUCGGCUCGACGUGCACCUCUCCAUCGUAUCUGUAUUCAUCGACGCACUCAGCUACGUCGCUUUCUCGAUCGCCAACAGUCUCGCGGGGCAUCUCGUGGCCAUCGCGGCCAUCGGGUUCGGCGCGGGGCGCGGGCCAGCGUUCCGUAGUCUGGUAGUAGCGACGGUGGACCCGCUCAAGUCGGGCGAGGCGCUCGCAGCGGUGGAGAUGGUCGCUAGCGUCGGGACGUUCGUGUCGACGGUUGUGUUGGGGAGUAUCAGCACUGCAACGAUAUCGACGGCACCUGAAACGGUCUUUUACGUGCAUUCAGGAAUCGUCACUCUCGCUGCUUCCAUACUCCUACUCGUUCGCGACCGUGACCGGUGGGUUACACCGCCAGAGGAGGAGGAACGGCAGUAAUUUGCUCAGGAACUCAUAUUCAAAAGAGAAUCGACGACUGCCCAACAUCCUUUUACCACCAUACUUUCUGUGAGAAUUUGAAGAGACGCAAACGUAGCUUACAACAUGGAGGCAACUAAUGUCUGUAUUAACGCACUAGCGCUAUCAUUUGUUUGAGCAUUGGGCCCAAAACUUCAUGUACGUUGCGGCACUGUGCAACAUUUCUG
Molecule: messenger RNA, 2065 nt
Organism: Coniophora puteana RWD-64-598 SS2
Lineage: Eukaryota; Fungi; Basidiomycota; Agaricomycetes; Boletales; Coniophoraceae
Product: MFS general substrate transporter
Exons: 6
Coding region: 111-1859 (582 amino acids)
Biological process (GO): transmembrane transport
Cellular component (GO): membrane
Molecular function (GO): transmembrane transporter activity
Source: RefSeq, a predicted model, not a curated record